UUUUAAUCUAAAUGGAGUCAUUUGAGGAAACACUAACACUAACCUGUUUAAAGAAUAAUUGACACAGUACAUUAAUGAACAAUAUAUGGCAAUCAUUUUCGUUGUGACAAUAUAGUUAAUACGUGAUGGAAAUGGAUACCAGAUACAGCGUUGAUGCUACGGCUAUCGUGUCAUCAAAUCUUGAUACCGGAGAAGAUAUCGAGAAUGCGCUAUCAGAAAUUCAACCGGAAAAUCAAACAGCAACAGAAAAACCUAGGAACUGUCGAUCAGACGUGACCACAUAAUACAGCUCGGUAGAUCAUGGGUGGGCGUGGGUAGUUCUGUUCGGAGGAUUCUUUAUAUCCUUUUUUGUAGUUGGAGGUCAAAAGUCGUUUGGUAUUCUGUACGUUGAGUUGUCUGAGAAGUUUCAUGUCUCCAACAAAGCUUUAUCCUUAACGCAGUCUUUGGCAGGAUUCUUACAGCAGUUUCUUGGUCCUAUUAGCGCUGCUUUAAGUAGACGAUAUUCGUAUAAAACCCUGAUAUGUUUUGGUGGACUGAUGGCUGGUGGAGGUCUAGUAUUAUCCUCGUUUGCAACCUCGUAUGAGGUUCUUUAUUUCACAUAUGGCAUUAUUACAGGUAUCGGGUACGGAAUGGCCUUUUCGCCGUCUGUUGUAAUGAUUGCUGAUUACUUCAACAAAUACAGGUCAACCGCCUCUGGGAUUUCACUCGCCGGAGGAGGAUUGGGCGGAAUGUUCUUUCCCUACCUCAUCAGAUAUCUACUGACGGAAUACGGGCUGCAUGGAGCUCUGCUUGUUUAUGGUGGUAUUAUGUGGAACAUCUGUGUCUGUGGCCUCCUCAUCCGACCGUUAAAAGAGUAUACGUCAAAAAGCAAAUCGCACGAAGAAUCGACCACCAGAAAACUAAAAAUAACCUCUAUCGUCAAUACAAUAUGUGAAAAGAUCACAAAAUUUACUAAGCAAGUAUUACUUACAAUAAAAGAAUUAGAAUGGAAUCUCUUUAAGCAACUGAAUUGCAUUCUACUAUUUUUCGCAGUGUUUUUUGGAAUGUUUGGAUAUAACAGUCUGUUUAAUAUUGUUCCUCCAUUCAUUCAUGAGAUUGGCUUGUCGACAGAAGAUGGAGCAUUUGUACUUUUUAUUUUUGGACUUACAGAUCUCAUUGGUAGAAUACUGUUCGGAUAUGCAAUGGAUGUAUUUCCGAAACACCGCCAUGAGAUGUUUGCCACAACAAUUUUGUUGUUCGGAUCGGGAAUCGUCUGUACUUCGUUACUGCGAAGAAAACUUGAACUAUGUGUUUUGAUGGGAUGUUAUGGUCUGUUCGCUGGUGGAUACAAUGGCACUCUGAUGAUCAUGGCCGUGGAGUACGUUGACCUUGAACGUUUACCUAGUACCUGGGGCUUCAUCUGCUGGUCAGCAGCUGUUGCGUUUUUGCUAAAUCCACUUGCAACAGGCGCCAUCAGAGACAGCACGGGUACCUGGACUCACGCAUUCCAAUUGUCUGGAGCAAUGUCAUUGACUGCUGUUUUAAUUUUGAUUUUUAAAUUUCUAAAAACGGCUAAGGAAAGCAGAAGUGAAGAACUCUGCUGAAAUUUAACUUUAGGUAUCAUUUUAAUUGGGUUGAUCUUCAUAUUUAAAUAAUAAUAAUAAUUCGAGGUUCUUACAUACUGCUUUAUCACAACCAAGUUCGUAGGUCGUCUCAAAGCGGUUCACAAAUUAUUAUCCGUGGUUAUAGGGAAUUUGCAACCAGCCAAUACCUUUCUCAACUUCCUCAGGAGCAUGCAGCCGGAGCUGCAAUUUCGGCGCUAACAGCUAGCAUUCAGCAAUUCUAGCACUGCCCAACCACGUACUUAU
Mizuhopecten yessoensis (Yesso scallop) is the source of this 1847-nucleotide messenger RNA. Its product is annotated as monocarboxylate transporter 12-like. The record is from RefSeq and is a predicted model, not a curated record. Gene Ontology annotation, molecular function: monocarboxylic acid transmembrane transporter activity. Bases 537 to 1583 code for a protein of 348 amino acids. Gene Ontology annotation, biological process: monocarboxylic acid transport; transmembrane transport. The transcript is spliced from 5 exons. NCBI's taxonomy places the organism in Eukaryota, Metazoa, Mollusca, Bivalvia, Pectinida, Pectinidae.